This is a messenger RNA of Trichoderma aggressivum f. europaeum, 2871 nucleotides long. RefSeq lists its product as uncharacterized. NCBI's taxonomy places the organism in Eukaryota, Fungi, Ascomycota, Sordariomycetes, Hypocreales, Hypocreaceae. The record is from RefSeq and is a predicted model, not a curated record. The transcript has 2 exons. Bases 1 to 2871 code for a protein of 956 amino acids.
AUGGCGUCCUUUGCGCCUCAAAGCACGUACCGCGAGUACAAACAGGAUACGCAGCGGCUCUUGUUCUGGAUUAUUCAUGCUUCCAAUACAAUCCUCAAGUCGUCGGCAGCCGCAGAACCAGGCACCAUCGAGCCUCAGAACAACCAAAACGUGACGGGCCAGGUUACCGUGAAAGAGCUCGUAUCCAUGGCCAAGACGAUUUCCAAGCAUGCUGUCCGCAUCCCAGGUGCCAUUUACCGCAAGCUGCAGUCGGUAACACGCGCGAGGACGGCCAUGUACCAGGCCUUUCAGCAGCUCGCUGCCUUGAGCCCGAAACCUGACCCAGAGAUGGAACAGAGCAAUGUUACUCACAAAUUCUUCAUUGAUGCGCUGAAUGAGGUGUUUGACAUCUUCGGCGGGCCUUCUUGGGUGAAGGAGCAGCAGCGUGGUAGCAAAGAAGCCGAAUUCGACGCCGAGCUCGACGCCGAGGUCGAAAAGGCCAACUUUUCCAAUAAAUUUGCCGCACUGGGUCUUGGAAGCUCUGAGCAGGACGAGCCUGACACAGCUGCAGUGGACUCUGGCGACGAUGAGGGUUCUGACGUGGAACCGAAGUCGGCUACCCCUGGACAACAACGUCGUCAAGCUCGACCGGGCAGAGGCAAGAAGAAGAAGGGUGGAAAACGGGCCAAGAAGAGCAAACAGACAGCCAAGCCUGCACCUCAGACGUUGGAUCAAGUCCCGCUCGAAAGCUACCGCAUCAUCGAGGACGACGCCGGCAUUGUUACUGACUACCUCCUGGCGGUUUAUUCUCUCUUCGAGGAGGCUUGUGACCUACGGGCGUACAUGUGCGGCGUGUGGCGCGAGGUUGCGUACGAGGGCCUCAACAGCGCCGUGGCCGGUACGCUUGCCCAUAUAGCAACGGCCAUGGUUAAGCGAACCGAGGCCUCCCUCAUGGUAGAAUUCCCCGGCCACGAGUCGUACGAGACUGUGAUGCAAACCCUCACACGUGGCAAUAUAGAGCAGGCGCAAGGCAAAUUCACAAUGACGCUCUACAGGAUCCAUGGCGCGGACGGAUCAACAGAGGAGAUGGCAGAGGCUACAAUGGAUGCCAAGGAACAGUUCCUAAUCCACGCAUAUCAGGAUCUCGUAGAUUUCGUGACCGACUUCCAGGCUACUCGCAGCGGCAAGCCGACCAAGCGUAUGCUCGCGGAGAUCGACAAGUGGAACCCAACUUUGGACCUACAGCGCGCAACCAAGGAGCAGAGACAACGCUGGCGUCGAUCUUAUACCAUCAACUGGCUUUACGAUCUGGUCAACGUCUACUCCAGCAUUGUGGUUCAACGCAACACGAUGAAAGGGGAGCACCAUGUGUACGAAAGGGUCGACUGGGCUGCCGACGGCAAGUGGAGCCAGCACGUACGCCUCUUUGGGAUCAAUGAGUUUGCCGGCGUUGUAACCUCUCUUGCUAUGCAAAAGCCUGGCACCGACAUCAAGAAGCGCAUCAACCCAAGCUUGGUAUUCCAGAUGCAGUGCAUAGUCGACUCUUUAAUGGUCUCGCGGGGCUGGUCCCACAACAGCUUUAGGGGACAUGUGUUGGAGUCACCGAUGAGUGAGUUCCGGCCGAGGCGAGACGUCGACCUGUUCCUGGAUCGUGAAAACGAGAGAUUCGGCAAGGGCUUCCCACAAGGCUCCCACGUGCUGAGACAGCUUCUGGAGCGAGACAGCAUGCUACACGGCGACCCCAACCGACACCAGUCACAGAUCGGCGUACUCGAAGGUCUGAUGGCGGAUUUCCGGGACUGGCUAGGCGAGUCCAAGUACAUGUAUGGACUGACAACUCUGCCACCCUCUCGCUUUUCCAACAGUAACUCCAAUGGCCUCUGGGAAUACUCGCCCUUCCUCUGCGGUACAGGACUAGCCGAAAGUCUGGAGAUUGUAUACCGUUUCGGCAUGUUGCUCUGGGACCAGAUACCUGAGCCAAUGCUCCUAGUUCACUUACACAACAUGCUAGUACAGAAGAAGUAUCUCGAGAGGCCGAUUGGGAUUUUUGCUGCCUUGGAGGUCACCUUUUCAGAGGCCUUCUUCGCCGACGGCCGCCCCCCUACCUCGAAUUUCCAACAGGCCCUCAACAGCCAGAUUAACAAGACAGGCACUCAUUUCUCACAGCGCCAACGAGCAGCCAUGCGCAGAGGGGCAUCGAACACGGUGCAGGGCAUGCUCAACCCGGCCGCCAACCGUUUCUUCCGCAUCAAGUCCAAUCUUCUGUUGUACCGCGAAAACGGAUGGGAUCCAGACCGGAUCCCUAAUGAGGACCUCACAAAGCAUACCCUGUUACACAAUUUCCGCUCCAACUACGCAGAGACCUGGCCCUCCAUCCGAGGCACGGGCGAACCCCAGUCUUUUGGCGCGGAUGGUUCAAGUUCGCUCAUAUUCGACGCCGAUAAUAACCUCAUGCCACCACUGCCGCAGCCUGUAAGAGCUGAUCGCUUGUCGCGGCGGGAACUGCUCGAGUUCGUCCGCUAUGACAUCUAUUCAGACGUCUGCGGUCGUUUCCCAUAUUCGAGUCUCAACUACUCUUGGGUAACAGCGCGCAUCAUGACCUUUUUCAUGAUGAUUGAAGAUGAGCUGAAAAAGCUCAACAACCCCUUGUACCAGGAUAUCUACGUUACGAAAAGCGGGCGCCCUGAGAAGCGCGUCUUUCUCGCAGUGGCGGCUUUGUCCGAGACAAACGAGGAGUGUCUGCGGGUUAUGGCUAAGAUUCUGGAGGAACAGAGGAUGGGAUGGAUGCAACACAUUUAUUGGGAUGAUCUUGACAUGGAUAUGCAUCGAUCUUUCGAGCGCGCAAGGGGCCACAGCCAUCCAAUAGAGCAAGACGCAUGUAGCAUUAUGUAA